Molecule: messenger RNA, 427 nt
Organism: Leptopilina boulardi
Lineage: Eukaryota; Metazoa; Arthropoda; Insecta; Hymenoptera; Figitidae
Product: serine protease inhibitor I/II-like
Exons: 3
Coding region: 94-327 (77 amino acids)
Molecular function (GO): peptidase inhibitor activity
Source: RefSeq, a predicted model, not a curated record
UUUAAAUCUUUUGCCAUUAAAGAAUCUCGACAUUCAUUAGUAAGAUAAACGUUUAUUUUUCAUUAAGAGGAAAAAAAAAAAAAAAACUUUAAAAUGAAAUUAUUUUUUGCUUUUCUAUUGAUAACAUUAGUUACAAUUUGUGCUUCUGCUCCAGCUCCUGAAGAAGAAUCUGAUACACGUUGGGGACCAUUGUACAUUGAAGGUACACCAUGUCCUGCAAAAAAUUUUUACAGCGAAUGCAAUAGUUGUUUCUGUUUGGAAGAUGGAAAAUCUGCCGGAUGUACAUUGAUGGCUUGUGAACCUUUUAAUCCGGCAUUGAAACCUUAAAUUAAUUAAACAUUACUAUUUCAAUGUAAAAUGAUAAUUAGUCAAAAUUAAAAAUGUACUUUUUAUUUUCCAUUAAAUAAAGUACAGAAAAAAUUAUAAA